AGCUGUUCUGCUCCCAAACUCUGGAACUCACUACCUACUGAGCUUAGAAAUAUCAUAAUUUUUUACCUUCAAAUGUGAACUUAAAACCAAUCUGCCUAAAAUGGCCUUUUCUUUAUGAUUUCAGUGGCUUUGUUUUGUUUUAAUUUUUAUAUUUUCUGAUGUUUUAAGUUUUGUUUAUAAUGUGCUUUGUUUAUUUAUUGAUUGUUCAGUGUCCUCGAGUGCUUAGAAAGGGACCUUGUAUAAAUAAAAUGUAAUAUUAUUGUUAACAGCCAAAAUUCCAACUAGUAACUUAGAAAUUCUGACUUGCCACUUCAAAUGGAGUGCAGCAUUAGUUUUUUACAGUGUUAUAGGAGCCCGAGACCAUCCAACUAGUCCAUGGUGUAUGGCUAGAAGCAUCUCUCCAUUGUGCACAAUAGAAGUUAUAUUUUGUAUCGCGCUCUUUGCUGAGUGCAGGCGUUAAGUGCUGUGAACAAUUAUCAGUAAAAAUAGAAGUAUAGAUAAUAUUAAUUACUAAAUACAGAAGUGGUACAUAUAUAAAUGCAGAUAAUUUUAAAACACACUAAGAACAAAGUAGAAACGGAUCAUCUUAGGGCACAAUCGCAGUGGGUCAAAUUCAACCUUUGCAGGGGGAGCCAUGCUGUUGGAAGGUUAAUAAAAUGGAAUUGGAGAGCAUGCUUUGUGCUGAGCUCCUCCAUUCCUGCGCGUUACCUGUUGUAAUACAUGGAACUGUCCACAGGAUGGGGGUUUUAUUCAGUCCUCCUAUUUCUUGUAUGCUAAAACAGUUUUCUGUUCUUGGAAACUAAACAGAGUAUUCUUUGUAAAUAGUACAGUAAAUGUACAAAUGAUGCAUUCAGUGGAGGGGAGCCACGCUGUUGGACAUUUAUUAAAAUGGAGUUUGCAAACAUGUUGUGCAAUCACCAUGCAUGAAAGAUAUUCCAAUUACUUCCACUUAGACCGGGCUUGUAAUAUCUCUGGUAAACCCAUAGUAAAAUCUAACUGACAUUAACCUUUGGCUAGUGACUAAAGUGUUGGUUUAUUACAGUUCAUUGUUAUAAGCUUCCAGUUUGUUUAAUCAAUACACUUUCAGUUAUGCAAUUUAGUUUUAUAAUUUUUUUCUUGGCUCAUGUUGCCACUUCUUCCUUAUAGCUGUUUUAAUAGAUUUAUUCAUUUAACAUAAUUAGGAAAGCUCCCCGGAAAUCAAAUAUGUGCACUAGGGUGGUCCUGCAAAGAUUUGAGUUCUCAAAAGGCUAGUUUUAUGAUUUAUCAUAUUUAUAACACACACAUACAGUUUCAAUGAAGAUAAACAGCAUUUAGAGGCCACUCCAUUUGGCGUUUUUUAUGUCGCCUGCACUGAGCAGCAGACAGCUAGCUCUUUAACGCUUGUAGGUCUACAACGUUACCACUGUUCUUGAUGAAGUUGGAAAAUUAUUGAGAUGGUUUGUGACCAGUCGAAGAAUACAUUGUUUCUAUUAUUGUCAAUAUAUACUUUUUCAAUGAGACUUACUCUUCUUUCAUGUAUAUUGUUCACUACCGACAUGCAUCCCAACUGUUCACAAAGUCAGUUGAAGACUGGAUCACCUGUCCACUGUUCUGGUGGUUUCUUGGGAAAUGACUGAGACCUUUCUUUGCCUUCUUCCAUACUGAUAUGAAAGAAGGAUGUUGUUCUUUCCAUCACCAGAACCUACAACUUCAGCUGUUCAGAUGUAUUUGUCAGCCUAAAAUGUCAAGGAAUGCCUGGUAACAUCGACUGCUCUUUUUCUGUUGAGACUCGGUCAUCAAAAAGGGGCCAAGUCUGUCAAAUGCUGAGACAAAAUUCAAAGGUGCCUUGAAGAUGCUGAUUAUGUAUUACUGGCAACAGCCUGGUUUGGUUAGGUAUUAAGAACUGAUAAAUGAUGUCAGUGAGAGGAGCCUGGAUUGCAAAUAGUGCUACAUUCCACUAUCUGACAUAAAGAAGACCAAGCAGAAGAGAAAAAUCUGUGCCAAGUUUAGAUUUAUGUGACGCCAUCCUGAACUGAGCCUUUAAAAGGAAUACCUUUUCAAUGCAUACAAGCCUUUUUCCAUCUGCCUGGGGUGAUGUGUCAGAACUGGAGCUCAAAAUGACUUGCCUUUGUGUAUGGCAAAAAAUGAGAGAGACAAACCUAGAAAUUCCUGAUAGUCAUACCUUGGCUGCUGGGCUUCAACAGCACAUUGGUUUGGGGUUCAAUAUUGUUGGAGGGACAGACCAGCAAUAUGUGUCUGAUGAUACUGGCAUCUAUGUUUCCAAGAUCAGAGACAAUGGAGCAGCAGCACUCGAUGGGAGACUACAGGAAGGAGACAAGAUUCUUGCGAUCAAUGGGCAAAAGCUGGAGAAUCUUUCUCAUAGUGAUGCCGUUCAGCUUUUCCACUGUGCUGGGGAAGAUGUUGUGCUUUCUGUGUUGCAACAGCCAUCCAAUCAGACCAAUGGUCCUUUAAGGCCGAGAGGAUCCCUGGAGCCUGGUGUUUCUUUCUUUGGAGUGAUUAUGUGUUCUGCUAUGCUGGCUUUUGUGGCCUUCUUAUACAUGCGACAUCGGCACCGGAGAGGAAUUCUUUGAAUCCGGCGUUACUAUUCAUUCUUUUUUUUUGUGUUUAAUUUUAUUUUUUAUUUCUUAUGUUUUAAAAGUGAAGAACACCAGAGAACUGAUUACUUUCAUGUUAUUUUUGGGGUGAAUAAAAUUCCCCUAUGAUUGACAGAAUGCUGCUCUUUAUAUAAUAUGUGCUUACUGUAUAAUAUGAAAAAUAAUUUUGAACUGGCACUCUCCAAAUGUAAAAAAACAUGGCUUUUAAAAAAAAUCCUGUUAAAAAAAAGUUUAUACAAAGAAAACAACAUUUAACAUGGGCUGGGAAAAUGUCCAUCAGUUGGGUGCGUGCAAUCUCUCUACAAUCCUUUCAUCAAGCAGGAGACCGAACUCGCUUUUUUUUUUAUAUUUGAACUUGAAUAUCACUUCAUCAUUAAACUGAUAAAAUGUUUCCAUUUCACUGACUGUGCUGUAUUUGGGCUUUGAUCAGUGCAAGGGAAAAAUAAAUGAUGUAUCCAAUUUUAAUGGUUCAAAUACACACAGGGAUCCACAGCAUUUUCUUGUUUUCUUUUCUGAUGAUUAGAAUAUUUUUCCUUUGAAUCAUUUCAUACAAAUGCUGAAUAAAAAGUGAGACUGAGCUAAUCAAUGAAUUUUUA
Polypterus senegalus (gray bichir) is the source of this 3190-nucleotide messenger RNA. RefSeq names its product synaptojanin 2 binding protein (gene synj2bp). The transcript has 4 exons. Bases 2040 to 2570 code for a protein of 176 amino acids. Gene Ontology annotation, molecular function: protein binding. The record is from RefSeq and is a predicted model, not a curated record. NCBI's taxonomy places the organism in Eukaryota, Metazoa, Chordata, Cladistia, Polypteriformes, Polypteridae.